Messenger RNA from Candoia aspera, 1476 nucleotides. RefSeq names its product shisa family member 3 (gene SHISA3). The record is from RefSeq and is a predicted model, not a curated record. Lineage: Eukaryota; Metazoa; Chordata; Lepidosauria; Squamata; Candoiidae.
AUGGGGGCACCGACUGACCAGGCUGCGGGAGAUAUCGACCCGCUGCCCUUCCGAAGAGGGGCCACCCAAAGCGGGCAGGCAGGGCUCUUACCGGCCGCGUCCUCGGCUCGGAGAGACGACGGGAGGACGGGGUCCCUCGGCCGAGCAUCCCCCCCUCGGCUUCCCCCGGGGGGCGCCGUCGCCGCGCUCCCGCCCGGGGCCUCCCAAGAGGGAGGGAGGGGAGGAACGGAGGGCUCUGAAUGCCGGAGGGCGGCGAGCAUCCCCGGAGCAGAAGCCAUGGGCGCCGCGUGGCUGCGCUGCGUGCUGCUGGGCUGCUGCCUGGCGGGGCGCUGGGGCGCCGGGGCGCAGAGACCGGCGGGCGGCGAGUACUGCCACGGCUGGCGGGACGCGCAGGGCCGGUCCUACGGCGGCUUCCUGUGCCCUGAGCGCUUCGACACGCCCGACGCCACCAUCUGCUGCGGCUCGUGCGCCCUGCGCUACUGCUGCGCCGCCGCCGAGGCGCGCUUGGAGCAGGGCGGCUGCGCUGACGACCGGGAGCCGCCGCUGCCAGCGGGGAGCGCCCAACCUAUCUACGUACCAUUUCUCAUCGUUGGAUUGAUCUUUAUUGCUUUCAUUUUUGUGGGCUCCUUCAUUGCCGUUUAUUGUUGUACCUGCCUGAGGCCUAAACCAACCUUGCAGCCACCGAUAAGAUUCUCUCUACGAAGCUACCAGAUGGAGACUUUACCCAUGAUCCUGAGCUCAUCGAAUUUACGGGUUCCCUCAAGACAAUCCAGUCCAGCAAGCAACUCCAGUUGUCCGGCUGACUCCCUCUAUCAUUUUUCCCUUGUCAAGCCUGAACCUGGAAGCCUGGAGCUGUCUUCACCACCACCAUACACAGCAGGUUGCUUACAAAUGGGCCAGUCUCUCAACCUCUCUCAGUCAUCGGGAUUUUUGGUGUCAGCCACACCGUAACAACCUAUCCUGACUGACCUGGAGUUGUCUCUAAGUGGGAAAUGGGUUCCAGAUUUAAGCCAGAGUCAAAGAGGUUCUGUUGUUUGAGGAUGAUGAUGUAUUUACAAAGAAGCACAACUAACCACCUGCAUUAUGUGGGUUUCACUGAUGUUUUCUCUGCUUUUGAGAUUGAAAACUAUGUGAAUGGUGAGUUGCUCUUUUCAAAGUCCACAUUUUUGGGCUGGUGGGGACCAUUUUAGUUUAAAAUAUCUCUGUUUCAUUCACAGCUGAAUACUGAUUCAGACCGGCAUCAAUAUUGCUUUCAAAAUGGCUCAUUUGACUACUGUGAUUUUAUGUUGGGUGUCCAAAGGCUUCAGCUAUGCUUCUGAUGGGAGUAUUGCUCCUGUAUGUGCAACUAAGAAAGAUAGAUAAAUCAAUAAUGAAGGCUGCAUUCCUAUACUGGCUCACCUGGAAAUUAGCCCCAUUGAACACAUUGGAACUUACUUCUGAGUAGACAUGACUAAGAUUGCAAUUUGAACAACCAUA